This is a messenger RNA of Diabrotica virgifera virgifera (western corn rootworm), 2672 nucleotides long. RefSeq lists its product as uncharacterized. Bases 463 to 2541 code for a protein of 692 amino acids. The transcript has 3 exons. The record is from RefSeq and is a predicted model, not a curated record. NCBI's taxonomy places the organism in Eukaryota, Metazoa, Arthropoda, Insecta, Coleoptera, Chrysomelidae.
CGAUCCAGCCCAAGUAGCAAUUUUUCGACGCAUUGGUUGUCAGUACAAACAAAUGCACUGUAUAUAACGUUGCCCGAGAGUAUUUUCAGUUGUUUCCGCCAACGACCCCUAACCCGACUGACAUUACGAUGUUACAACGUUAAGUAAUACCUUUAGUAAUAUGGGCAACUAAGCAUCAACUAAGUUAUUACCAUUGUGAUAACUACAUAUCACAGUUCAGUUUUUUCAACAAUCGCAACGACUUAAAAACGUUAUUAUGCUAAACUAAAUUACGCCCAUGGGUUGUCGGGCCGUCUCGGUAGUUGUCUGUCACGAUCCUAGGUAUAGUUCUAGACGUCUGACACGUGUGCGGCAACGUAAAUAAAAGAAUUUACUUUUUACUUUAUAACUAUAACCUCACUUUUUUCUUAUUAUUUUAUUUUUUAUUUUGCUUUUUGCUGGAAAUUUUCGAUUUUUUUUACUAUGAAGCGGAAUAAGGCUUACAAAUACUCUACCACCUUUUAUCGGCAUCGGAAGAAGAUAGGGUUGGAAAUUAAGGAGAAUGCUGCGGUUCCGUCUCCAAAUGAAAUUGAAGAAAGGGGUCAACUUUUAACCCAAGAGGAUAACCAGCAGAAUUCCCAUGGGAGAACUUCCUUUGAUUCUCAUCAUAGCUCAAAUGAAUAUUCCUCCGAUUCAGACAAUAAGAGUACUACUGCCAAUCUGAUGGAAGAAGAAAUCAAAAGAGAGAUAGCAAAUCGGACAUCUUUAGAAGCUAUAGGACUUAAAAUAAGACAAUUUCUGCCUGGUUGGGCCACAAAAAAUCAAAUAUGUCAAAAUCCAGCAUUAAAUACUCUACUGUCUGGCCUUACUGAGUGUGGAAUUCCCAAUUUACCAAAAGAUUCCCGAACAUUACUUAAAACUCCAAAAUCUGUAGCAGUUCAGAAAAUGGGUGUGGGCCAUUUUUGGUAUAAUGGGCUUAAGAACUGCUUAAGUAAUAUAGAAAAAUAUGUUGAAAACAUCAACGCAUUAAAGCUAGACUUUGGAAUAGAUGGUUUGCCACUAUUCAACAGCUCGUCCCAUCAGUUUUGGCCAAUAUUAGUAAAAAUAGCCAAUGUUCCUAAAUACCCUUGCCAAAUAGUAGCUAUUUAUUACGGCAAAGCAAAACCACCUUCGAUUGAAGAAUAUUUGGAACAGUUUUGUGCUGAACUAAAGGACUUGAUUCAAACUGGAAUAGAAGCUGACAACAUUAGAAUUAAUGUGGAAAUAAAUGCACUGAUUUGUGAUACUCCUGCACGCUGUUAUAUUUUAAGUGUGGUGCAGUUCAAUGCUUAUCAUGGAUGCCUUAAGUGCAUAAUAAGGGGAGAAUAUCAUCAGAUCCAAAAAAGAAUGAGCUACCCACAAACACAUUGCCAGUUGCGGACAGAUCAAGAUUUUCGAAUGAAAACUGAUCCCGCUCACCACCAAAAAAAUAAUGAUGGAGACUGCCUUACCACGCCAUUGGAAAGUUUACCAAUUGACAUGAUUAAAGAUAUCAUUAUUGCAGAUUCUUUACAUUUAAUAGAUUUUGGGGUAACAAAAAAAUCAUUACAACUGUGGGUUCAAGGAAGUAAAUAUGUAAAGAUAAAAUUUUUUAAUCAUCAAAUAAAUGUAAUUUCCGAUUGGCUUGUUAACAGUAACAAAUAUAUGCCAAAGGAAAUAAAUCGUUCUGUCAGACCGCUCAAUUUUCUUUCUUAUUGGAAAGCCACAGAAUUCCAUACGUUUCUUUUUUAUCUUGGACCAGUAAUCUUAAAGGAUCAUUUAUCAAGUGAAAUUUACAGACACUUUUUGUUGUAUUUUGUGGCUGUCUUUCUUUGUUCAACCUCUAUUUUUAAAGACCAACUAGAUCUUGCUCAUACAAUAUUUGUCGACUAUAUUGAAGAGUUUGUGUCAAUUUAUGGUGAACACUCUAUAACAAGCAACAUACACAAUUUAUGUCAUGUUGUUGAAGAUGUUAAGAGAUUUGGACCCUUACAAAAUAUUAGUUCAUACAAAUUUGAAAACAAAUUGGGUACUAUAAAGAACCUUUUAAGAAGUGGCAAUAAACCUUUACACCAAGUAGUAAAAAGGCUUAUUGAGAUUGAAAAUAACGUAAAGCACAGUUUCAAGGAUGAAAGCAGCAUUAUUGUAAAAGAUGAUGUUUUGAACAAAUCUGAAAAACCUCCAGGUAUUAAUGAGUGUUUUAAAAAAGUUAUUUUAAAAAAUGGAACUCAAUUCUCAUCAGAGGAUAAAGAUUCCUGGAUAUUGACAAAAAAUAACAAAAUUAUUAAAAUAAUCAGCGUUUAUUUAGACAACGGUAAUGUAAAAAUAUUUGGUAAUACAAUUAAAAAACUAUGUGAUUUUUUUGAUUACCCUUUCUCUUCCUCUCAUAUUUACAUUUAUAAGGCUAAAUUGCAGUUUUGUGAGCAAGCUGAAUGCAUUAAGGAAUCAGACAUUAAAUGUAAGAUUGUCGGUAUAGAAUUUCAUAAUGAGAUUGUAUUUCUUCCUCUUAUUCACACAUUUGAUUUGUUUAUAGGUACUCAUUAAUUUUUUGUUUGUUAAUUUUAGUUGUUGAUUAAAAAAAAAGUGCUGUGAAAAAAAUUUAGUUAUGUUGUAAAAUGAAAAUGUGUUACUUAAUUUACUGCAAAUUUAUUAAAACAAACUUUAUAAAAUUCAGU